Messenger RNA from Diabrotica balteata, 4553 nucleotides. The record is from the annotation of a GenBank genome assembly. NCBI's taxonomy places the organism in Eukaryota, Metazoa, Arthropoda, Insecta, Coleoptera, Chrysomelidae.
GGACACGUCUUUUAUUCAGUUUUGGUACAGCACCAGCACGUAUUCACUUAUGCCAAUUGGAGACGUCAGUGUCGGCCACAGCUGCGGAGUGCAUCGUGCUGAAAAAAACUUAGUUGAAGUGCGAACUUCGUCGACUGCGAGCGUUGAGUGUCUGUAGUUUUAUAAUUAUAAUUUCUGUAGUUUUAUUUGAAGUUAUUGUUCUUGUUCAGUGGGACUGUUUUGUUUUAUAGUGCAGAAUUGCAGCAACAAGGGAGCGAUGAAAGCGUGAUCACUAGCGUAACACUCUUCUUUCUACCAUGUACCUCCUCCCAUCACUGGUCGCCUUGCUGCUAGCAACGGCGACAUUCUUAUUACCCUCUACAAUCGCUGACAACGAAGAAGACUUCGCUUUCGAUGUCACUGAAGACUUGGAGAUUGAGUUUGAGGGAGAUAAGCUAGUUAAAUGGAACGAGAAGGAUUUGGUAGCCUAUGUUGGAAGGACUUUCCAUUUGGUUGUACCGAAAGAGAGCUUUAAAGGCGUUGUUAAAAGUUUUGAGGUGAAACGACACACAGGAAAAGGUUUACCAUCGUGGCUUCUCUUCGAUAAAAAAGGAGGCGUUUUCUGGGGCGUACCGCUGAACCAAGAUGUCGGAGUCCUCCAUCUUACAAUAAAGGCUAUUGGAGAUAAAGCUAACUCCGAAGAAAUAACAAUCAAAGUUGUAGAAACAACUGAAGAUGCCGCAGGAGUAGAAAAAUGUAAACCGAACGAGGAGAAUACGGUUUUAACGUUACUGCUAGACAAAAAUAUCAGAGCUAUUAAGCCAAAGCAAAGAGUGAUCGCUAUUAACAAUAUUGCCCAGUUUUUCGGAUUGCCGCAUAGUGCCUUUACAUUCAAACCUCAACUAGAAAAAGACGACAUUACAGAUAGUUCCGUAGUACUAGCCGGUCCUGGGAAUUUACGAUCAAGAACUUCCAAGGUAACAUCUCUUUUGCAAGUAGCUGUAGGCUGUGAUGGAAGACUGUGGCUCUCUACAGCGUCAAUAGUUCACCAAUUGAAGCAGCAAGCGAGAGACGGUACCAUUGCCGAAGUAUUACGCUUACCUCUGAUCGGCUGGAGAGUUAAGACUGAAACAAAACCUGUUGUUAGAACUAAAAGAGGAGCUGACGUUAUUGAUGGUGAUUAUGGUAGCGGAGACUAUAAUGAUGAAGACGAAUAUUAUGACGACUAUGAAGAUUCUUAUGACGGUGAAGGUCUCGGAGAUGUGGAAAAGAUGCCCCCGUCUGCGGCUGCUCCAGUUACUUUGCCCACUCCCAAAAAGACUACAAGUACUACGACAGUGGCUAGUUCUACUGUUUCGACUGAUAUUACUACUCAUCUUCACAGACAUCACCAUGGAGAACUCAACCCUAGUAUACCUAAUGUGCACCAUCAGACAACCCAUAAAAACUUUAAUGUAGAGGAGCCAGUCCCAGUGACAAUCCAACCAUAUAAAACCCAGUCGUCUUCGCCAACUUCUACAUCGACUGCUGGUAAAUCUGAAUUGCCUAGUUUUGGCAGAACUAAGCCUAAACCGGAUGAUAUUCUUACUUACGAAGAUAAUUACGACUACGGGGAAUAUGAUGAUGAAGACGAAGAUUUAGACGAUCCUAUUGAGAGUGAAACUGUUAUCCCAGAUAUAAACAAAAAGAAGCAAACGUUUGUUCCUACUUUCGAAGAUACCGAAAGCAUAACGACUGAGGAGAGUAGGUCGAAAACUACAUCUAAAAUAGAAGCAGAGACUGAACCACCAAGUACAUCUAGCACGUCAAGUACUACUACAAGUACUUCAACUACCAGUACAACUAGCACUACAACUAGUACGACAACAACCACCACAACCACAGCUGCUCCCACCACUAUUGCUAUUAGCUACACUACAACUGCUAGUACCACAGAUCUUCCGACAACUUUCCAGAUUGUUGUAGAAGGAGAUAUCGAGACUGACUUUACAACAGAAACUGAGAAGCCAACGCCCAUAACACCAGAAAUAGCUGAGCCAACUCAGUCAUCAGAAGAGCCUACGGUAGCGAGCACAACGCAGUCGACAACUGUUAUUCCUACAAAUAGUAGCUCUGAAUCGACAAUAACGUACACAACAUCGACAACACCGUUGACAUCCGUUGAAAUUCUUACGACUGAAAUCAGUUCUACUUCAAAAGAACCUUCAUCAACCCAGAAACUGACAACAGUAAGAGAAGUAACGGAAAUUGAGUAUCACGAAAACUUUGAUCCUUUCAUCGAAAAUCGUCUUCAACAAAUGUAUGUGAUAGCAGGAAAGAUCUUCCGAUUUGUGAUACCACAGAAUACUUUUAAAGAUUUUGAAGAUGAGUACGACCUAACUUAUCAAUUAUUGGACUCAAAUAAUAGAACAGUGACAAACAAUAGUUGGUUACAUUUUAAUCCUUCCCGGAGAGAGGUCUAUGGAUUGCCUUUAGAAGAAGACGUGUCGAAAUGGGUAUUCUGGGUGAAAGCUUUGGACAAGGACGGUGGAUACGUUCAAGAAAAGCUAAAUAUUCAAGUUCAACAACACAAACUGGACCUUGUCGUCAACCACGAGUUUAGUUUAAUCAUUGGAAUUGAAAGACAUCAAGAAUUUCAGCACUACGUUGACUGGUCACUAAAAGUACUUAGAGCAUUAGGAAAAAUAUACAAUACAAAUAUGGCGGAAAUAACUGUCAGAAGAAUUAAUUAUACCAUUCAGCCAGUGGUGUUUACUUGGUCAAAUGAUUCAAUAGCUACUAACUACUGUCCAAGAAGUGAGAUAGAAUCGCUAUUUCAAGUUUUAACGGCAAACAAAAUAGGUGAUCCCUCUAGAGAGCUCAAUAUGGCUUUGUCACCGGAAUUGCGAGUCAAGAAAGUAAUUUCUCGCGAACUAGGCGUUUGUGAACAACCGCUCACGCCAGUCACUCCUCCAAUGAAUUUCUCACCGAUUUUACGAAAUCCAGUCGACAAAGUUAAUGCCACCGUUGGAGAGUUACUGGUUUACAAAGUAAAAGAUGAUACUUUCUACGACCCAGAAGACGUUGACCCAAGAAUGUUAAACAUAUCACUCCUCACCGGUGACCGUCAACCGAUUCCACCAGAUAAUUGGUUACAGUUCGACAAUAAAAACAGAGAAUUCUUUGGCAUUCCGAGAAAAUCAGGAAGAAGCGAAUAUCAGCUUGUUUGUGUUGACAGUGGUGGGCUACCUGCAACUGAUAGCUUAGAAGUUGUGGUAUAUCCACCUACGAAGAAAAACUUCAAUGUUGAAUUCAGUAUGAAUAUCACAGAAAUACCGCAUGAAAUAUUUAUUAAUACUGCGUCUUUGCAAAAGAAAUUUGUUGAGAAACUCAUGAUUUUGUUCGAAGAACCAACAACAAACAACUUUUAUUUUCUUCCAUUUAAAAGAUCAUACGAUUCCACAAUUGUGACUUGGUUCAACAAAUCACUACCACUAAACAGAUGUCCUCACGAAGAAAUCAAACGAGUAGAAUCUAUUUUACACAACAUGAUAGAUAAAUCAAUUGCUCAUAAGGUACAUUCUGUUAUGGAACCAGAAUUCAAAGUAUCUACCAUUAAAGUUUAUCCAACGGGUAAUUGCAAGCAAAGAGUUGUUCAAGUUGUUCAAGUUGGUCAAGAAGCUAAACCGGAAGUUAGUGUACCGAUUGAGGAAAGUACACCCCAGUCCAGCAACGAUGAAUAUCUUGUUACUUUUAUUGUACCGGCAGUUAUUGUUUUCGUAAUGCUAUUCUUGGCCGCUUUGGCUGCUGUUGUGUUAUACAGACGACGAAGAAUGGGAAAAAUGAAUGUUGAAGAAGACGGAAGACAAAGCUAUGGAAACAAAGGUAUUCCCGUAAUCUUCCAAGAAGAGUUAGAAGAAAAACCUGAACCUGGUACAAAAGCUCCAGUGAUUCUAAAGGAUGAAAAGCCACCACUAGCGCCUCCAGAAUACAGUAAAAGCGGUUCUGUCAAAUUGGCGGAUGAUUCGGAACCUUACCAACCUCCACCACCCUUUACACGUACUCAGGACAAUGGCAGACAAUCCAGACCAAAACCCACCCCUACUUAUAGAAAACCACCCCCUUAUGUGCCUCCUUAACAAUUACACUUUACAUUUUUUCAGCAAUAAGCUUUGUCUGACUGCCAAUUCGCGCGAUUGGUUCAUAAUUAUUCGAAUAAACCUUUUAUGACUCUGCAACUAAUAUUACUUUAGAUGACUGGCCACAUUUUGGAAUGUAAGAUAAGUCAUUAGUUCAAUGUAAAUACUUAUACAAAAGCGUUAGAAUUUAUACAAUUAUUAAAGACUACUCCGUUGAGGGUCAUAUUUUUAAACGAUAUUAGAAAAAAAAUUAGUACAUACACAGUUGAUUUUGGUUAUUAACUACAAUUUUAAAUUAAGUUCACGGCUAGGGACGGGUGUAAAUAAGAGCGAGUAAAGAAAUAACUCAAUUCUAAAAUCCACAGAAUAAAACGGAAUCACAUUUAAUAUCACAUCACAUUAAUACUGGUAGGUAAUACUGUCGUAGGAAAUUGUCGUGAUUGAUAAUAUUUUAGU